This is a messenger RNA of Plodia interpunctella (Indianmeal moth), 2728 nucleotides long. RefSeq lists its product as uncharacterized. The coding region runs from base 56 to 2479 and encodes 807 amino acids. Lineage: Eukaryota; Metazoa; Arthropoda; Insecta; Lepidoptera; Pyralidae. The transcript is spliced from 10 exons. Gene Ontology annotation, molecular function: odorant binding; olfactory receptor activity. Gene Ontology annotation, cellular component: plasma membrane. Gene Ontology annotation, biological process: sensory perception of smell; detection of chemical stimulus involved in sensory perception of smell. The record is from RefSeq and is a predicted model, not a curated record.
UUCACAAAAAGUAUCACUUGUUCUUUGUCACGCCAAGCAACACUCGCACGAAAAAAUGAUAAGUAAAUUUGUGUCGAAUUUAGAAGACAAAAGGCGACCGUUAUUGGGCCCCACUCUUUGGGGUCUGAAAUUUUGGGGACUGUGGCAACCUGAGAAAGGGAUAAUUUCAAACAUUUACAAUUUGAUCCAUAUUGCAGCAAUAUUGUUUGUUGUAAGCCAGUACAUUGAAUUGUGGAAUAUCAGAUCGGAUCUCACUUUAGCAUUGCAAAAUUUAUCAGUUUCCAUGUUGAGUACAGUUUGUGUUGUCAAAGCUAGUACGUUUGUAUGUUGGCAAAAAUCUUGGAGAGAAAUUAUAACUUACGUGUCCUCUUUAGAGGUAUCACAACUAUCAACAAAAGAUAAGAAUACAGAAAGAAUAAUUUCGAAUUAUACAAAGUAUUCGCGCAGAGUAACAAAUUUCUAUUGGAAUCUGGUGGCUGGUACUGUUUUAACCUUGAUUCUAGCACCUUUGGCUACAAUAUUAAUAUCAUCAAGAAAUGGUUCUACUUCGUAUCCAGAGAUUAUGAGCUCAUGGGCUCCAUUCGAUAGGAAAAACUGGUUUGGAUAUUGGGUAGUUUAUGUGGAACAAGCCAUGUCUUGCUUUUACGGUGGAGGGAUUGUAGCUGCAUACGACACAAAUGCUGUUGUAUUAAUGAAUUUUUUUGCUGGACAAAUGGAAUUGCUGAGUAUAAACUGUUCGAGAUUAUUCGAAAAUUCUCAAGAACUGAGUGAUUCUGAAGCGAUACGAAAGAUCCAGGAGUAUCAUAUGCAACAUCUGUUAUUAAUAAAACAUAUCAAGAUAUUAAACAGUGUCCUAUCGCCUGUAAUGUUUCUGUACGUCGUCAUAUGUUCACUUAUGAUCUGCGCCAGUGGUAUACAAAUAACAAUGAAAAGUACCACGAAGAUGGAUAUGAUCAGAAUAAUUGAGUAUUUGAUAGCUUUGAUAGCCCAACUAUUUCUGUAUUGCUGGCAUAGCAAUGAAGUGUUAGUUAUGAGUAGUAAAGUAGAGGACGGCGUAUACAAGAGUGACUGGUGGAAACGUGACUUUAAAAUCCAAGGCAAUAUACUUUUGCUCGGGGGACAGCUUAGAAAGACUGUGUGCUUCCAAGCUGGGCCUUUUGUUAAUCUCAACCUGUCCACGUUUAUUGCUGUAAUAAGAGGCUCUUAUAGUUUUUACACGCUUCUUAGCAACAAAGACAUUUCUUUAUUUAUCUUCGUACUAGCCACUUGUCUAAAAAUGAUAAGAAAAUUUAAGUCAACAGUUGAAGAUAAAAAGCAUCCUUUACUUGGACCAACUCUCUGGGGUUUGAAACAUUAUGGCAUCGUGCGGUCAUCCGGACUGUCUUACUCUGUUAACAAUUUAAUUCACUUUGUAGUAACACUUUUCGUUUUAAGCCAGUAUAUUGAAUUGUGGCGCAUUCGGUUUAACAUAACAUCAGUCUUUCAUAAUAUGUCAAUCACACUUCAAAGUACUCUAUGUGUUCUGAAAGUUUUAACUUUUGUGAUUUGGCAGCAACCUUGGAGCGAAAUAAUAAAUUACGUAUCUUCUACGGAAUUGUCACAACUUUCUUCGGAUGAUGAGGAAACAAAGAAAAUAAUUGACAGAUAUACGAAAUAUUCACGAGUUGUCACAUACUCUUACUGGUUUGCGUUGAUUUUGACAAUUUCUUCGGAAAUAUUUAUGACUUUGAUCACGGUAUUAUUUUUGGAAUAUAGACACGAUUCUACUUCUUAUAAUUCCACCGUACCGCGUAUAGAAAUCUUGAGUUCAUGGACGCCUUUCGACAGAACCCAAGGUUUUGCUUAUUGGAUGAUGUUUGUGUUACAUUCAAGUUUUUCCUUCUACACUGGUGGUAUUUCAUCCUUUUAUGACACGAAUGUUAUAGUUCUCAUGAAUUUCUUUGCUGGACAAUUGGAGAUAUUAAAAAUUAAUUGUUCAAGAUUAUUUGUGGAUGCAGAAUUGAGUAACGAAGAAGUGUUACAAAAGAUCAGGGACUGUCACAAUCAUCAUUUAUCUCUGCACAAAUAUUGUAAACUUUUAAACAGUGUUCUAUCGCCUGUUCAGUUUCUGUACGUCAUAAUUUGUUCACUUAUGAUUUGCAUUAACGCUGUUCAAUUUAAUUCAAAUAUGAACACGCACAUGGAAUAUAUUCGGAUGGCAGUUUACAUAAUUGCGUUGGUUUUUCAGCUAUUUCUCUAUUGCUGGCAUAGCAACGAAGUCUUAAUUAUGAGUCAGCAAGUAGACGGCGGCGUCUACAAGAGUGACUGGUGGAGCCGUGACGUAACAAUCCGUCGGUGCGUACUGCUUCUAGGCGGCCAGCUCCGCAAAACUGUGUACUUUUCUGCUGGUCCAUUUGUUUAUUUCAAUAUACCCACUUUUAUUGCUAUAAUGAAAGCAUCAUAUAGUUAUUACACGAUUCUGAGUCAGAGAAAAGAUUAAGCGUCUUCAUCAUCAUUUACAAUUUGUUUGAAUAAAAUAUCUAUUAUUAUAAUAACUAUGUCAUUUUAAAAUCACAUAAUAAUGUACUAUGUAUGCACUAUUAAAAUUAAUUAAUUAUUACACUAUUAAAGUUUUCAAGCGACAACUGUUGGCUUGUAUCUGAAGCUACGAAAGGAGCGAUAUUUCUUCUUGUUAUUGUAUUAUUCCAGAGAUUCUACGAGUCAUAUUUAAAAUAAAUGUUUAAAUCAA